Molecule: messenger RNA, 1419 nt
Organism: Colletotrichum tamarilloi
Lineage: Eukaryota; Fungi; Ascomycota; Sordariomycetes; Glomerellales; Glomerellaceae
Product: major facilitator superfamily transporter
Exons: 3
Coding region: 1-1419 (472 amino acids)
Biological process (GO): transmembrane transport
Cellular component (GO): membrane
Molecular function (GO): transmembrane transporter activity
Source: RefSeq, a predicted model, not a curated record
AUGGGUGAGAAGCAAGAAGCUGUACCUGAUGAGCCGCGAUCAACCAAAAUGUGCAAUACACCUCGAGAACACUCUUACAAUGCCGGCAUAGCCGCCGAGAGAGCGGCCCCCCACAGUAGCAUCGAGAGAAGUGCAUCGCGGCCAAGUAUAAUCAUUGAUACGCCGCCAGAUGGUGGCGCCAGAGCGUGGAUGGUAGUUUUUAGCACAUUUCUAGUUGUUAUGAACACCUGGGGGGUUGCAAACUCCUUUGGCGUCUUUCAGCCAUACUUCACCAGAGCGUUUUCGCGGCCACAGUCCGAUGUCUCGUGGAUCGGUUCAUUUGAAGUGUUCCUCCUCUUUUUUGUCGGGACGUUUACGGGACGAUGGACAGAUAUGGGAUUCUUUCGUCCCUUGUUCAUCGCCGGCUUCUUCCUUGUCAUCUUGGGAAUGGUUGCUGCCUCGUUUUGUACCACCUACUGGCAAUUCUUUCUCGCCCAGGGUAUCUGCCUAGGCCUCGGAAACGGUUGUCUGUUCUGUCCCUGUAUGGCAGUGACAUCUACGUACUUUGCGAAGCGUCGCUCAUUGGCGUUCGGCCUCACAGCCGCUGGGGCUGUUGUCGGAGGUCUCACUAUCCCGAGCAUGGUUCGGCAGCUUUUGCCAAGGAUAGGGCUUGGCUGGACCAUUAGAGCUAUUGCCUUGAUUCAGGUUGUGACUUUGAUAGUUGCUGGCCUACUAAUCAAGACCAGGAUUCCACCACGGCAGGCAGCACCUCUAGUAGAGUGGGCAGCCUUUAGAGAAUCAGAGUAUAGUCUCUAUGCUAUUGGGGCGUUCAUGGUAAGCAUGUUGAUCCGGAGCGAGCAUAAGGUACUAAAAAAUGUCCAGUGCUUCUGGGGAACCUAUUUUGCCUUCCACUUUCUUGCGGCAUUCUCCCGGGACGUCUUGGGACUAUCUUACACAGACUCACUUGACCUAUUAUUGGUUCUCAACGGUGCGGGUGCACUCGGAAGAAUUGUUCCGGCCCAGAUUGGGGACGUAAUUGGUACUAUCAACAUAUUUGCUCCAAUGGCGUUCAUGACCGGCACCGUGAUGUUCUGUUGGAUUGGCGUACAAAACACGACCGGGCUAUAUGUCUGGACUGCUUUUUAUGGCUUUGCUGUUGGCGGAGUUCAGUCACUAUUUCCCUCCGUGCUCAGUAGCUUGACCACGGACCCUCAAAAGCAGGGUACGAGAAUGGGCAUGGUUUUCACGGUGGUCAGCUUCGCAUCUCUCACCGGAUCGCCGAUUGCAGGAGCCAUUAUCGAUGCGAUGGGGGGCAAAUACGUUGGCGCACAAGCAUUUGCCGGUUGUUGCAUGAUGUUGGGAAUGGCAUUCGUUCUUUCUGCACGGAUUUGCAAGACACGGAAGAUGGGAGCAGGGACAUUCGCUUUCAUCAAGGUUUGA